This is a messenger RNA of Kockovaella imperatae, 1151 nucleotides long. RefSeq names its product elongation factor TS-domain-containing protein. Gene Ontology annotation, biological process: mitochondrial translational elongation. NCBI's taxonomy places the organism in Eukaryota, Fungi, Basidiomycota, Tremellomycetes, Tremellales, Cuniculitremaceae. Gene Ontology annotation, molecular function: protein binding; translation elongation factor activity. Bases 28 to 1146 code for a protein of 372 amino acids. The record is from RefSeq and is a predicted model, not a curated record. The transcript has a single exon. Gene Ontology annotation, cellular component: mitochondrial matrix.
GCUAUAUCUCGCCCGUAUCGAGUCAGCAUGUCCUGCAUCGCCGUUCCGACCUUGUCGAGGUCAUGCAGUCGAUAUGCUCAACCUCUCUCUCUCCAAGCUUUGCGUUAUCUCCACACCUCUCGCCCUUAUCUUCAGGACGCCGUCAAACCAUCCGUCAAAUUGAUCGCUACGUUGCGGAAAUCUCGACCUGUACCCAUGUCUCUGGCGAAAGAGGCCCUGACAGCUUGCAACAAUGAUAUGAAGCUUGCUGAAGAGUACUUGGACAAGCAUCUGUCCUCAUCAGCAGCAAAGUCUGCCAAAUUAUCCGGAAGAACGACAAACGAAGGGGUCAUUGCGGUUUCUAUAUUAUCGGGAAAACGUGUAGGCAUGGUUCAACUAGGAUGUGAAACGGAUUUCGUAGCUAGGAACGAGGUCUUCGUCAAGACUGCCAGUGGGAUAGCCUCGACUGCCGCCUUCUUGGACAUUCCAAUGGAAUUCGAACCUCAUCAACCGACGUUGGGAGCCGAUCCAAUCUUGACUUUCCCAGUUUCAGCAUUGUCAUCCGCACCUGUCAUCUCUUUACCUUCUUCCUCAUCCCGAGAGGAAGGCGAUCCAGCUCCGAUAUCCUCAUCCGAGCCACAGACCGUUCAACAAUCCCUCAAUGCGGCUUUAGGGACCACAGGGGAGAAUCUCAGACUGCUGCGUGCAGUCACAUUCGCAGCGCCUUUCCCUUCCAGCAAGGAUGUACGAUUCGUUCCGGGUUGCUAUGCUCAUGGUGGAAAGUCCGAUGCGGACGGGAGGGUCGGAGCAGUCCUUGUCCUGGGAGUCACAUCACUAGACAGUGACAAGCCUAUAGCGACGUUAAUUCAUGGACCCGGAGGUCAAGAUUUGGAGCAGAGCCUAUUAAAACUUGCUCGCACGAUUGCGAGACAGAUUGUCGGAUUCCCGACCAAAGUCAUCAGUCGAAAGAGCGGGAAAGAGGCAGUGGAAGAGGGCGAAGCCCUGAUGGAUCAACCAUUCAUGAUGAUGGGCGAAGAGAGGCGAGUAGGCGAAGUCUUGGCUGAGUGGGGAAAAGAGCGCGGCAUCAAAGUCCAGGUCACAGGUUUUAGGCGAUGGGCCGUCGGUGACGCUAUCGCAUCAGGUACUGUCGAGGAGAGCAGUUCAUAAUGACA